AAUUAUCAAAUUUGAGUAGCAGGAUCCAGAGAUUCUUUGGCUUGGUUUUGGCAACUGAAACAAUAAAUUAACAAAAGCUGGGAAUUCACUUUCGUGUCUUGAUCAACUAGCCUAAUCUUUGCGAUUUUAGCUUAAAUAAAAACCAUGUUAAGGCUGGAGGAAACCUAAAUAGAUUGUCAUACACACAUCACAGACUUGUCCCUCAAGGCCUCUGGCAGACUCCGAACUGAACUGAACUCCGCCUCAACACCUUCAAGGCUUUUGAACAGCAUGACCCUGUCUCUACUGUCCUCUGCUACCACCACCCAACUCUACCACCUGACCCACACCACUAGGACCUCUAAGACAGCUGAGGUGAUGCGUACUGUGGUGGAAGAGACUUUGCACUGCUCUCAUGCAUCUAUUAUUUAUAGUCUCUGUCUUCUCUCUCAUACAGCUUUCUGCCUCUCUGUAUCUCUAUUUCAGUCUCUCUCAGGCCUGACCACAUAAUGACAGACCUGCUGUAUAUUAAAAGGACCCUGCCCAUGCAUCCUAUCCCUGUCACCUCCCUCUUCGUGGGCCUUUAUAAGGCCCUCACAUGGGCGGGGGGGCACUACUUUCCUAAGAGGAACUGUGCACAGACAUCUGGAAGGCUUGCUAGUUCCUAAAGCCACCUAUUCACCCACAGCCAGGGAUCUCCUGUCUAAUCGCUAACCAUGGAUAACCAUUCAUACAACUUCCCCUCAGACUGCACCCCACUCACCAACUGUAAGUCUGCCCGUAAGCCGGCUGGAUCCACCGUCGUGAACAUGGGCAAUGCUGGCAAGAAUCCUCCCCGGGACUAUCUAGUCUGGUCAUUGUGCAACACCUUGUACGUUAACUUCUGCUGCCUGGGCUUCAUGGCUCUCAUCUACUCCAUCAAGGCAAGGGACCAGAAGACUCAGGGUAACCUGCAGCUGGCCCAGGAGUGUUCAGACAAGGCCAAGUGGUACAACAUCCUGGCAGCUGGCUGGAACCUACUGAUUCCACUUCUGGCCGUCGUCCUGCUCGUCCUCCUGCUCAUCCACCUUGGCACAUCCCAGGGCUCCUUUGACUUCUUUGGAGAGGACGGCUUCCAAAACUUCGUGAAACUGUUUAGCUGGUAGAUUGAGUCGAAGGGAGAGAAAUAAAAAAAAAAAAACAGUUAGUCUCAAAGUCAACUAAGAAUUUUAGCCAGUCUAACCCAAGCAAUAAAGGUGGACUUGCUAAAAUCUGCUCAGCACUUAAAUGAUCCAAAUUGGUGAGAAAGAAAAGUAAGCCAUGGUUUGUCUAUUACAAGAAUAUCCUUGUUGGGAUGCAUCAUUACUAAUGCUGAUAUCAGAUUUUCGACCAAUAAAACACUAAAACGUGACACCCAACCAGUAUCUGAUAGUUACAUAUAAAACAUAAUACUUUUGGACCAGCAAUCUCAAACUAAUGAUGAAAGUUUAGUUUUUAAAAAAUUGUAUAGAAAGUAUUGGUGCAUCCCUAAUUAUAAUGCCAGUAUUAGAGGGACCUCAGCUUACACCUGCCAGUCUCCCAGACAGUCAGCAGAGAUGUGAAGCUGAUCAAAGACUGAACAGCCUUAAAUGGAAAAAGAGGGGAACAAACAGAGUUAAGAAGGACUGAAUCCAGGCUGAGAGAUUGAGCAAGCAGCUACUCUGGGUCAAUUUUAUUGUUAUUUAUUGUAUUUAUGUGUUGAUGACAGGUGGAAAUAUCUCUAGGCAGGGUAGAAAGAGGAGAAAGAGCAGAGAGAACAGAGGACUGCGGAGCCAAAGUCUAAUUGUCACAAUGAUGAGAAGCCACUUGACAAAGGACAAUCAACAUUCACUCCCAUUGAUAGUCACAUUUUUCUUCUUUCAGCAGUUUAUCUGUUACAGCAUACGUACAUUUUUGGUGAUUAUUCAUGUUUUUUAUUAGCAUAUUGCUGUGUUAAGUAUUUUAGUGUUACAUCAUCUUAUUGCUGACCUCUUGUG
This is a messenger RNA of Micropterus dolomieu (smallmouth bass), 1973 nucleotides long. RefSeq names its product interferon-induced transmembrane protein 5-like. Lineage: Eukaryota; Metazoa; Chordata; Actinopteri; Centrarchiformes; Centrarchidae. Gene Ontology annotation, cellular component: plasma membrane. Bases 696 to 1124 code for a protein of 142 amino acids. The record is from RefSeq and is a predicted model, not a curated record. The transcript is spliced from 2 exons.